Messenger RNA from Larimichthys crocea (large yellow croaker), 8054 nucleotides. It is a transcript of the gene nlgn3a, whose product is annotated as neuroligin 3a. Lineage: Eukaryota; Metazoa; Chordata; Actinopteri; Sciaenidae. The record is from RefSeq and is a predicted model, not a curated record. Gene Ontology annotation, cellular component: membrane. The transcript has 9 exons. Bases 692 to 3268 code for a protein of 858 amino acids. Gene Ontology annotation, molecular function: neurexin family protein binding.
AUGAUUGUGUUGUUCUCUCUGCGCCCUAAUAAAGGCGCUCCCGAAUAUUCAGCCGGAGUCGCGCGGCGCGCUCUCGCGAAGCUCGUGUUGAAGAGUCAAGGCAAAAGCAUCAAAACGCACCAGGAGGACUAGGAGGAGAGCUUCCCUGUGGGAGAGAGAGAGAGAAAAAACAACCAACAACAACAUGGGAGAAAUUCAUUAAAAUGACAGCGGAGUGAGGAUAAUGAGAGCCGCUGUCGCUUCACAGGAAGGUCAUUAACGAAAAUCAGAAGCAGUGCGCAGACUAUACGGAUAUUUGGAGUAUAUGUAUACCCGACUGCAAGUGAAGAACCAGAAACAGUGAAACAUUGUCCCGGCUUUUUCUUUUUAAUACAGAAAAAAAAAAAAAACAAGGCAUGGGGGGAUUUACGACUCGGCACGGCAGCACGGGAUAGAAGAUCUGACGAGCAGGAGAGAAAGAGAGAGAGAGAGAGAGAGAGAGGACGGUGAAUAAGGACCUCGCUGCGGAGAGGAAACUGCAUCACUGUGACUGUUUCUUCUCGCCUGUAAGCCAGCAGGCUUCCAUAUUGCAGCUGAUGACUGUCCCUCAGGUGGCUGGACUGCUGGGCUGAGCGGGAAGCCUGUGUGUUUGCUGAGGGCUUGCCCCGGCGUGUAUGUUGGUCACUUGCAGUUGCACUCGCUCACAAGGACCAUGUGGUUUUCUCCAAGGAGAAGUCGUCUCCCCUCGCAGAACUGGCAUGGUGCCCACAGUUGCACCGAUUUCAGCCUGUCCUUGUGGGUAUUAAGUUUUUGUUGGUGCUUUGUGGCCGUGAGAGGUCAGAACUACCACCCCACUGUGAACACGCAGUAUGGGAAACUCCGAGGAGUGAGGGUGCCCCUGCCUAGUGAAAUUCUGGGGCCGGUGGACCAGUAUCUGGGAGUUCCGUACGCCGCGUCCCCAGUGGGAGAAAAACGCUUCAUGCCCCCGGAGCCUCCUUCCUCCUGGUCGGGGAUCAAGAACGCUACUCACUUUGCUCCUGUCUGCCCCCAAAAUAUUCACAAUGCUGUGCCAGAGAUCAUGAUGCCAAUAUGGUUCACCUUCAACCUGGAUAUAGUUACUACUUACAUACAGGAUCAACACGAGGAUUGUCUUUAUCUAAACAUCUAUGUUCCGACUGAGGAUGUCAAAAGAAUAUCCAAGGAAUGUGCCAGGAAACCCAACAAGAAAAUGUGUAGAAAAGGAGGGGCCCAUGCAAAAAAACAGGGCGAGGAUUUAUCGGAUAACGACGGUGAUGAAGAUGAAGACAUACGAGACACUGGGGCCAAACCUGUGAUGGUCUACAUCCAUGGAGGAUCCUACAUGGAGGGGACGGGCAACAUGAUCGAUGGGAGCGUCCUGGCCAGCUACGGAAAUGUCAUCGUUAUCACUCUCAACUACCGCGUCGGAGUCCUCGGCUUUCUCAGUACUGGUGAUCAGGCUGCUAAAGGGAACUACGGGCUCCUGGACCAGAUCCAGGCUCUGAGGUGGAUCAGCGAAAACAUCGGCUUCUUCGGAGGAGACUCCAACCGCAUCACUGUGUUCGGUUCUGGGAUCGGAGCUUCCUGCGUCAGCCUGCUCACCCUCUCCCACCACUCUGAAGGUCUGUUCCACAGAGCUAUCAUUCAGAGUGGGUCAGCCCUCUCCAGCUGGGCGGUGAACUACCAGCCGGUCAAGUAUACACGUCUCCUGGCGGAGAAGGUCGGCUGCAAUGUCCUGGACACCUUAGACAUGGUGGACUGUCUGAGGAAGAAGAGCUCCAGGGAGCUGGUGGAGCAGGACAUACAACCAGCGAGGUACCACGUAGCCUUUGGACCUGUAAUUGAUGGUGAUGUCAUCCCUGAUGACCCCGAGAUUCUGAUGGAGCAGGGCGAGUUCCUCAACUACGAUAUCAUGCUGGGGGUCAACCAGGGCGAGGGGCUGCGGUUUGUGGAAAACGUGGUUGAUUCGGAGGAUGGUGUGUCUGGAAAUGACUUUGACUUUUCUGUGUCUGACUUUGUGGACAGUCUGUAUGGGUACCCGGAGGGCAAGGACACACUGAGGGAGACCAUUAAGUUUAUGUACACAGACUGGGCGGACAGGGACAAUCCAGAGACCAGGCGCAAGACGCUGGUGGCUCUGUUCACUGACCACCAGUGGGUGGAGCCAUCGGUGGUGACGGCUGAUCUCCACGCUCGUUACGGCUCACCCACCUACUUCUACGCCUUCUACCACCACUGCCAGAGCCUGAUGAAGCCAGCCUGGUCAGACGCCGCUCACGGGGAUGAGGUGCCCUAUGUUUUUGGAAUUCCUAUGAUUGGUCCCACUGACCUUUUCCCCUGUAACUUCUCAAAGAACGAUGUCAUGCUCAGUGCGGUGGUCAUGACAUACUGGACCAACUUUGCCAAGACUGGAGAUCCCAACAAACCAGUUCCCCAAGAUACCAAGUUCAUCCACACAAAGGCCAACCGCUUUGAAGAGGUGGCCUGGUCCAAGUACAACCCUCAGGACCAGCUGUACCUGCAUAUUGGCCUGAAGCCACGUGUGCGUGACCACUACCGUGCCACCAAAGUGGCUUUCUGGAAACACCUAGUGCCCCACCUGUACAACCUCCAUGACAUGUUUCACUACACCUCCACCACCACCAAAGUGCCCCCACCAGAGACCACCCAGAACACCUUGUCCACCAAGCGACCCAAUGGGAAAACCUCCUGGCCAUUCAACACCAAGCGGCCUCCCAUGUCCCCGGCUUACAACAGUGAGGACAAAGACUCUUGGAACGACGACGAGGAGACGGGGCCGCUGGUGGUGGAGAACCCACGGGAUUACUCCACAGAGCUUAGUGUCACUAUUGCUGUGGGAGCCUCGCUACUGUUCCUCAAUGUGCUGGCUUUUGCAGCCCUCUACUACCGCAAGGACAAGCGCCGACAGGACUCCGGCCACGGGCAGCCAAGCCCUCAGCGGCAGACCACCUCCAACGACAUUGGUCACCACGCGCCCGAAGAGGAGAUCAUGUCACUGCAGAUGAACCAGACGCACCAUGAGUGUGAGGCGGGGAACAGCAACGAGGGGGCACUGCGCUUGGCCUCGCUGCCCGACUACACGCUCACUCUGCGGCGCUCUCCGGACGACAUUCCCCUCAUGACCCCCAACACCAUCACCAUGAUCCCCAAUUCCCUGGUGGGCAUGCCCAACCUGCACCCCUACAACACUUUCACAACCGGUUUCAACUCCACCGGUCUGCCGCACUCCCACUCAACCACCCGCGUAUAGCUUUAAGGAGGCCAGGGGCAGCCAGCGCAGGCGGGGGAGUAUGAGGAGGCGGCGGCGGCGGUGGUGGUGGAUGAGGAGGAGGAGCAGGAGGAUGAACGAACGGAGGAGAGGAUUGUGUUUUAUAAAUAUCACAGGGAAGGGGAGGGCUGCGAGGGGGAGGGGAGGGGAAGGGCAUGAGUCGGAUUAAAACGUGAAGAGAUUUAACUAGACUUUUACUACGAGGAGAGUUGCUGAGAGCUCUCUAUGGAUGUCAAGUUGUGCAGAGCUGCCAAAAUCAAACUGCUUCCCUUCUCCUGAUCAGAGGAGGGGGUGUUUCUGCAGUGUUGUUUUCUAAAAUAAUCAUUUUAAAAGCCUUUUUAAGCAGACUGAGGAGAUAUCCACACUUUUUUUCUUGAAUUCAUAACAAAAACAAAGAGAAGUGCUUUUUAUUUCCCAUCCCUCCCUCCUGCGGGAGACACAUCUCGAACAAUGGCCUCUACGUCAAUAUUUGCGAAAUGUUUUUAAUUGCUUCUUUGUUUUGUUUUUUUUAUGUUUCAAUGCCUUACAAAGCUUGUUCUUUUUUUGUCAUUAUUUCUAUUCCCUGAGACUAUCCCAAGUGGAGUGUGUUACAAGCUGAUGAGACUCAAAGAUGAGAGACUGAAUCCAGGAUGGGGAAACCUAGAGGAUAUGCAGAUGUAGAGAUUUCAAACCCAUUUUGGGCAACUCAUUUUUUUCUUUCUGUUGCGUACCAACACAACAGCCACACAAAUGGUGUUAUCUUUUUUAUCUCGUAUAGAAAUAAUUUGUCUGGGACAGCUCUCGCCGGGAGAUGAGGAGGCAGAGAUAAAUACUAUGUUACUGUGAUUGUUUUGUUAAGAAAAAAGUGCAUCUUUUACAGCCAAUUUAUCUGUUAAGCUAUCUGAUAUUAUCUCCACAAAGUGUGCACGUACACAUGCUGCUUAGAGCACCCGUGUGUUUGUGCGCAUGUGAAAAUGAUUUCCGUUCCUUGCUUGCAAGCGCGGUUAAGAGGAAGAGAAGACACAUUGUGGGAACUUGCAAAAGCAAGAGUGGUGAGUGAGUGAGUCUGUAUGCGGGUGAGAAAAAGAGUGUGUGUGAGAAAGAGAGCGUGUGUGUGAGUGUGUGUGAGUGUGUGUGUCCGUGCACCUGUUUUUUUGUUUGUAGGUCGUAUAAUGUGGUUUUUCGGGGAGGGGGCGGGGUGGGACGGGGCCGAGUACUUUCUCAUGUUGUUGAUUUUUUUGGUUCAUCACCAGUAGUGUUUCUGCUGCGUCUCUGGGUGUCUGUCUUUGCGAAAUAGCACUUUUGUUAUUUUCAAAGUUAUAUAUGUCUAAUUUUGCUUAAAGAUUACAAAAAUAAAUCUAUUAUUUUACGUGUAAGAGAAAAAAAAAUAGCUAAAGAUUCAACUGAACUAACUGACAUGAUUCCAUUGACUUUGUAAGAGUUCCUCUUCAAAAGCAGACAGUGGCCUGUUUGCACUGAAUAAACCUACAUCAGUGCACACUUGUGUUUCUUUGAAUAUAUAUAUAAAUAUGGGCAUACAUACAUAUAUGUAUAGGGCUUCUAUGGAGAUAUCCCACUUACAAAAACAAUUAAAACACUGUUCAGACUACAAAGCACCAACGCAAAUAAUUUCUAUGUAUUGUUGUCGUCAUUUGAAACAUCCUAAGCCAAGACCACUCUAGGUGUCUUUGUAAGAGCUCUAUAUGUAUAUUUAUGUAUAAAAUAUUUAAUAUUUAUUUAUGUAUACCAGAUGCAUACAUGCUGAUUGUGCCAUGUGCCAAAUUAAAACUGUAUAAAAUGAAGAAUAUAAAGUUUCACAAAACUUUUUUCUCUCUUGAUCAAAGUUCUUUUCCUCCCUUUUAUGACUUUUUAUUAUUUCUGUUCUGAAUGAGUUAAACAAGGAAUAUUCUUGCAGCGAGUGCAAGUCUCCCCCUCAGGCCUCUCUACCUCCCUUCUUUCUCUCUCCCCUCCUCCUCCUGCUCCUCCUCCUCUUCCUCCCCCCUCUCUCCUUUUCUCUCGCUGAAACCUUUGAGAAAAACAGGCUAACAGCUUGGGGCCUAUCUGCGUGCAUAACUCCAGAUUUUACUGUAAUUCAUGCAAAGUAGUGCUGCAGCAAUGGGAGAUUCUGAAAAGAUUGCAUUGAUGUACUCACAUUGCAUCCUAUUAUAUGUUAUUCAGGGAGAAAACUAGAGUUAUUGAUUCUGCGAGUAAAACUGACAAUUUUCAUUAAGUGUCUUGGCGUAGCGCAGAUUGUCUCCUGCAAAGCGCAAUAAUGCAACCUGACCAGUGAUCCUAGAUCAGCUCUGAAAUUCUCAAAUACCUAAAGGACAUACACCUGUUUAUGAAGUAUUCCAUUACAACUUCCCCUGGUAUUUAAUGAUUGGAGGUGCAGCAGAGCGAGAAGCAUAGUCUGGUCAGCUCAUCACCGAUCCUGAAGAGAGAAGGGGUUAUUUGGGGGAAAUUGCUUAGAGACUGAUCUAUAUGAGUCAUUUUAUUUUUGCUCAUCCCGCCUUAUAUGGAGCUCGCCUCCCAAUCAGCCACUUUCUUCAAGUGAGCCACAGCCACUAAGAAAGAAAUAAGCAGUUGGUUUAUACCUGGAAUAAUGUCCCUGCAUUUGUCCUUGCGUAAGGAGUAGGCGUGUUUCAGUAGCAAUAAUGGCAUUUUUUAAAAUACCCCUGAUUGCAAAACGCAUGUGAACCGUGUGUUUCUUGUUGUUGGAAUAUAUCCUGAAAUAUUUGAUUCACCCAAAUUACUUGAAAACUAAAACUCGUGAUAUCUAACCAUAAGAAAAAAAAGUUUUGGUUUUAUUUUUCAAGGUUUUGACUCUCUUUCUGCAGCCUCAACAUUACAAUGAAAUUGGAUUGAAUUUUUUUCUGUCACAGCAAUGAAAUAUGACUUCAAGUCCAAAAAUGACGUCUAUUUCCAGUAAAAUAAAAAUGUCCUUGAUAGUACAUUCUUGUUCCAGAUAAUCCACUGAACACACUCCACUAUCUAUUUGGUAGAAAGUAAUUCCAAUAUGAGCUAUUCACAGUGAGGUCUGCGAUCAUUUAGUUACACGGACGUUCUUUCAGAAAACAUAUUGGCUUUAAUCAAUAUUUUUAUACUUAAAAUGGAUCAGAUCACUACAGCUGGUUAACACCUUUUAGCUCAUUGUUUUGGUUCAUGGCCUGCAGCUUUUUUGGUUCCUUUAACAGCUCUCGUAGCGUUUCCAGAGGCAGCAGGCAGUUAUUUACAUUUAAAAAAGCUGACUGGGCACAUAGUGUACAAUGAGCAGACAGACCCAAUUAGUGACUGGCUGGUGAACAUAUUGAGCAAUUAGCAUGAAAUGAGUUAAAAAUUCCAAGUAAAAAUUGGACCUGCAAAGCCAGAAACACUAUCAAUUUAUUAUUUUAUUUAUUAUAAGCAAAGGCCAUACGUUUAUGAGAACCAUGAGGUGUGGCUGAAAGCUAAAAGUGCAUUUUGUGCACCUGUGAAUUCGCUUGUUGUUUUGCUUUUUGUUGUAAUUUGGGUGAAGUGACCCUUUAAGACAGGAUAUGAAUCAAAGUAGACUGUCCACCUCGUCUGAUCUGUCCGCGGUGGUGGGAGGCCAGUUUCCAUUGGCUCCAGCACACACACAUAGAGUGGCACAGGGCUAAAAAUUGAGUGGUGAAGUUGAGAGUGAACUAUCAAAGGGAAGAAAUGUCAUGGGAGGGCAACUCGUUUUUUGCCAUGUAAUUUUCCCAUAUGCCAUUAAAGCAGAGCAGAUGUCACUGAGUAUUGGCAGGGGUAGACCUUGUGGCCUCAGGGACACGGUUUGGGAUACAUGGCCCUGUGAAGAGCCACAUAAUUAAGUGCCGGACCAAAGGGGAAGACCAUGGAAAGUGUAGUGGUGUGGUGCAGCAAGAGGAAAUGGGGUCAAACUCCUUCAGCAAUCAGGCACCUGAAGGCCCAAUGAAAUUAGUCCAAACUUCCUGUGACAAAAAUCUCUAGCGGUAGAAAAAUAGGACAGUUAUGAGCCAGACACUUUUCUACAGUUGAGAUUUGUUUGCACUUCAGUGAGUGUAUUCCGAAAGUGACAUCAUUCAAGGAUAGGCUGGAAUACCCCGAUGGGGGUUUGUGACUGCCUCGACAGCACUGAAGACAAACCCAGCCUAGGAAAUGGAUGUGCCAAAUUACACAGUGCCACCCGCUGGGAGAGAGCUGCAGGUGUGUGUGUUGGGGGGAGUCCGUGUGUGCAUUAUGCAUGUGUGCAGAAAUAGAGAAUUUUAUUUCUAUCUCCGCGAACGUGUUGUUACCUAUAUUUCCUCUCACCCUCGCCCUCACCCUCAUCUCUCUCUUCCUACGUCUCAUUCGUCUUUGCUUUCAUGCAGUUUUCUAUCCUCCCUCGCACAAAAUGCAGUCUGAGCAGCUCUACGUCUGGUGCACACAGACAUGACUCGCCCAUUUUCUCUUUCUUCUACUUUACAAGUGCCAUAAUCUGGACUGCCUACUCAUUUCGUAUCAUUUAAACUCUAAUUUUCUUGACUUGCUAUGUUUCUCUGUAGACUAAAAAGCUAAUUAACAUUACUUAUUGGGAAGCAGGGUAGAAACAGCCACUGAACCAAGACUUUUGUAGUUCACAUUUAAACAGCCUGUUUUUCUCUAAAGGGAAAUCAUUCUGCAUUAUGUCAAAACAUAAAUAAUCUAUUAUUUCCAUGUGAAAAAUGCACUCUUGGCAAUUUUGUUUUGUACCCACAGAGCAUAGACAAAUCACUGGCAUAUGGUUCAGGUUUUCCUAACAGGGAGAAUCAUGCACUGGAGCUUUUAUGGU